AUGGAAAACACUGAUUGGAAGGAACUUCUUCGUCUGGCCAGCGUGUUCGAUUUUACAAAGCAGGUCGAUGCAAUUAUUGUCGGAAGCGAGUCUGUCUACCGCAAGGAGCAGACCGCCGAGCAGCUCGCUGCCAAGGUACGCGAGGUCAAGGCAGAUCUGGCCAAGAUCGGCCUGCAGGGCAUUCCGGUUACUACAUCGGAGACUUGGCCCACAUACCACCAGCCGCUGAUUGAUGCCGUCGAUUUUGUCAAUAUGCAUGGAUUCCCCUUCUGGGAGGGCGUGACCAUCGACGACGCAAAUGACAAGAUCUUCCAGCACAUCUACAGCCUCCAGGCGGCUGCGAAGGGAAAGAAGGUUGUUGUUGGCGAGACCGGCUGGCCGUCGGACGGCGACAACUAUGGCCCGGCCGUCACAGGCGUUGGUAACGCGCAGAGAUACAUGCAGGACUUUAUCUGCCGUGCCAACAAGGAGAACAUUGAAUACUACUGGUUCGGCGCGUUCGACCAGAGCUGGGCGUCGACCAACAAUGCGUCCAACGUGGAGGCCCAUUGGGGAAUUAUGCUCAACGACUAUGUGACGCCAAAGUUCCAGCAGCCCUUCUACACGUGCGACGCAGACAGCUCAUUGCCAGAAUCAUCCGAAUCACCUGAGGAAACUUUUUUGUCGUCGCCACCAGCAUCGUUUGAAACACCCGUGGAGACUCCGUCAUCCGGCGGCAGUGAUUCCACGCCUGGAAGUGCUUUCCCCAAGUGCCGCAGCCGCUAA
Molecule: messenger RNA, 765 nt
Organism: Kickxella alabastrina
Lineage: Eukaryota; Fungi; Kickxellomycota; Kickxellomycetes; Kickxellales; Kickxellaceae
Product: glycoside hydrolase superfamily
Exons: 2
Coding region: 1-765 (254 amino acids)
Biological process (GO): cell wall organization; carbohydrate metabolic process
Cellular component (GO): fungal-type cell wall; cell surface; extracellular region
Molecular function (GO): 1,3-beta-glucanosyltransferase activity; glucan endo-1,3-beta-D-glucosidase activity
Source: RefSeq, a predicted model, not a curated record